AUGGCCACAUCACAAGCGGACCCGGAAACUGACUUUUCAGGCUGUAUUCGCAAAGGAAGACGAAACGCUUGUGUAGAAAUCAAGUACUGCACAUGUGAAACUGCUGAUAACAAGACAGAGGGCGCAGCUAAAGAUGAAUCACUCAGAGAAUCAUGCCCGAAACAUAAAAAGGCAGAUGAGACGAGUUUAAUCGCAGAUACUAAAGAUACGUAA
Messenger RNA from Paramuricea clavata, 213 nucleotides. The record is from the annotation of a GenBank genome assembly. Lineage: Eukaryota; Metazoa; Cnidaria; Anthozoa; Malacalcyonacea; Plexauridae.